This is a messenger RNA of Pangasianodon hypophthalmus (striped catfish), 384 nucleotides long. RefSeq names its product urocortin-3-like. Gene Ontology annotation, cellular component: extracellular region. Lineage: Eukaryota; Metazoa; Chordata; Actinopteri; Siluriformes; Pangasiidae. The record is from RefSeq and is a predicted model, not a curated record. Gene Ontology annotation, molecular function: corticotropin-releasing hormone receptor 2 binding; hormone activity. The transcript has a single exon. Gene Ontology annotation, biological process: adenylate cyclase-activating G protein-coupled receptor signaling pathway; cellular response to nutrient levels; hormone-mediated signaling pathway. The coding region runs from base 1 to 384 and encodes 127 amino acids.
AUGCGUACAACACUGAUGGGCGUCUAUCUGCUACUCCUGCUCCUUCUGCCUUUCACUUCUCUCAGUCAGAGACAGAACUACAAUGCAGUAACAAAUGAGAAUGAGGAGGUGCGCGAUAAGAUGUUUGUUGAUGUCUUGAGUCGCUUUGGAAUUGAAAGCGCUCAACUCUCACCAAAACAGCGCCUUGAGCCACGGGGAGUGCGCACCAUGCGUCCUUUGUCAUCAAGCCCUAAACAAGCAAUGCAGGGCUCGCGUUUUGCACUUUCCCUUGAUGUACCCACCACAAUUUUAAGUGUCUUGAUAGACAUGGCCAAAGAGCAUGACAUGCGGGCCAAGGCUGCAGCCAAUGCCGAGCUCAUGGCACGCAUUGGUAAAAGGAAAUAG